AUGCGGCAAAUGGACCAGAAGUAUGAUCUCUCCAAGUGUCACGCGUACAAUGAGAAAAGUUCGUUCGCGUUUUGGAUCGUACUGGUGCUGCUGUUCUGCUUGGCGUUGGGCAAUCUUUGCCUAACCCUAUCCAUAACGGCCAUUUUACGGAUCUAUCGGGGUAUGGAAAACAUCGAGCUGAUCCAGGAUGCGGACGCGAUCAAACUCUACGGCAACAUCGAUUUCGAUCGUGUGUACAAGCAGGACGGUCUGCUGGAGAGUUUUUACGAGGAGCCGCUGGAAAUCACCGGGGACGACGGUGACGUUUCGAUCAACCUGGUCAAUCGAAAUGGACAUUCGCAUAACAAAGUUCAGCUCACGAAGGCGGGCAGCUUUCUGAAGGGCAUUAAUCAUUUCGAUGUGAAGGAUCCGAUCACGGGCAAGCAGGUGUUUGGGACUUCGCGGCCACACUACAACAUGCCACAGGGAGCCAUGGUGCUGCAGGCCCAUCUCAUCAACAGUGGUCGCAUUGCGUCACCCAUCAACGACACACUAAAGCUGCAGACACGGAACCGACUCACGCUGAAGGGCACCGAGGGCAUCCGGAUGGAGGCCAAAGAGUUGCUGUGGUCGGCGGAUCAGAACAUCUUCCUGAAGUCGGACAACGGAAGCACCAUGCUGAUGGGCGGAAACGGUGUGUGGGUGAACGUGAACAAUUUACCCGUGGUAAAGAGUGACCACGGUACACGAACGGGAUCGUCUAGCCAGUACAAGCUGUGUGUUUGCUAUCCGCAGGGACGCAUUUUUCGUAUGGCAGUGCCAAAGUCGCACAAUACGCGUGUUAACUGUGCUCAUUUCAGCGCCAAGGAGAAUCCCUGUGCGUAA
Messenger RNA from Anopheles marshallii, 864 nucleotides. RefSeq lists its product as uncharacterized. Gene Ontology annotation, cellular component: sarcolemma; sarcoglycan complex. NCBI's taxonomy places the organism in Eukaryota, Metazoa, Arthropoda, Insecta, Diptera, Culicidae. Bases 1 to 864 code for a protein of 287 amino acids. Gene Ontology annotation, biological process: muscle organ development. The record is from RefSeq and is a predicted model, not a curated record. The transcript has a single exon.